Molecule: messenger RNA, 2438 nt
Organism: Gaeumannomyces tritici R3-111a-1
Lineage: Eukaryota; Fungi; Ascomycota; Sordariomycetes; Magnaporthales; Magnaporthaceae
Product: nuclear localization sequence binding protein
Exons: 3
Coding region: 210-1709 (499 amino acids)
Molecular function (GO): RNA binding
Source: RefSeq, a predicted model, not a curated record
GGAAUAUUUGCGCCGCCAACCACUUUUUUUUUCCAAUUUUUUUUUUCAGGGUCUCCUGCCAGCGCAUAAAGCUCUUGCCCAUUCCUCAUCGCGCUUGUCCUCGAGAUCCUUCCCUCUUUCUCGAGUUCACCACACCUCCUUCCUCUACAUCUACCCUUCAAUACUACGUCCCUUCCUAUCCUCCAUCUCAUACCAGAACCACAGUCACAAUGGGCAAGGUCAAGGAGUCAAAGUCCAAGAGCAGCAAGGCGGCUGCGAAGCCCCUCGCUGUCAAGAAUGCGGGCGUGACCAAGGCGUCGCAGACCCCCGUCGCGAAGUCAAAGAAGACGGCCAAGGAGGUUGCUACCAAGGUUUCCAAGAAGGACUCCAAGAAGGACUCCAAGAAGAAGAAGGUCGAGGUUUCCGACUCCGGGAGCGACUCCGACUCGUCCGCCUCGUCGGACUCUUCCGAGUCUGAGUCUGAGGCCGAGAAGAAGCCUACCAAGGCCACUGCCAAGGCCACUGCCAAGCCCAAUGGCAAGGUGAACGGAAAGGCCAAGGCCGCCGCCGAGUCGUCGGACUCGGACUCGGACAGCGACUCCGAUAGCGACUCAGAUGACAAGCCUGCCCCGGCCGCAAAGGCCGCUACCAACGGCGACGUCAAGAUGGCUGAUGGCUCCGAUUCGGACUCGUCCGAUUCUUCCGAGAACGACUCUGAUGAUGAGAGCGACUCCUCCGCGUCGAAGGAGGAGGCCAAGGCAAAGCCUGCUGUCGCCAAGAAGACCGAGAAGGCUGCCGCUGAGAGCUCUGCUGACUCUUCUGAUUCCAACGACUCGUCCGAGGAGGACUCUGACGACUCCGACGAUUCUGACUCUGAUGAGAAGGAGACCAAGGCCGAGGCGCCCUCCAAGAAGCGCAAGGCUGACGAGCCCAAGGAGGCCCCGACCAAGAAGUCCAAGACGGACGCGGCUGAGUCGGACAAGCCCGCCACUCUGUUCGUGGGCAGCCUCAGCUGGAACGUUGACGAUGACAUGCUCAAGGAGGAGUUCAAGUUCUGCGGUGAGGUUGUCAGCGCCCGGGUCAUCACGGAUCGUGAGACCGGCCGGUCCAAGGGCUUUGGCUACGUCGACUUUGCCAGCCCCGCAGACGCCGAGAAGGCCCAUGCCGAGAAGCAGGGUGCCUUCAUUGAUGGUCGCCAGAUCAAGGUCGACUUCUCGACCGGCAAGUCAAACAACAACGACUCGGCAGAUCGCGCCAAGAAGUUUGGCGAUGUCACUAGCCCCGAGAGCGACACUCUCUUCGUCGGCAACCUUCCUUUCGACGCCGACGAGGACGUCGUCAGCGAGUUCUUCGGCAGCGUCGCCGAGAUAAAGAGUCUGAGGCUCCCUACUGACCAGGAGUCUGGACGUCGCAAGGGAUUCGGUUACGUCAGCUUCAACUCGGUCGAGGACGCCAAGUCGGCCUUCACCCAGCUCUCUGGCCAGUCAAUCAACGGCCGUCCUUGCCGUCUUGACUACUCGACGCCCAAGCCUCCUCGUGAGGGCGGCGGUUUCGGCGGCGGCGGCGGCGGCGGCGGCUUCGGCGGACGUGGUGGCGGCCGCGGUGGUGGCCGCGGUGGCUUCGGUGGUCGUGGUGGUGGCCGCGGCGGCGGUGGCCGUGGUGGAGGCGGUCGUGGUGGAUUCGGUGGCCGCGGCGGUGGUGGCUUCCAGGGAAAGAAGACCACGUUCUAAACGUGGUCGCCGCACACAAUUGCACAGAGGGCUCUCGGCUCGCCUCGUGUGGGCUUCGUUUGGCUGUCGGUUUUCAAAUGCACCCGUCUCGAUCCUUUGGGGAGAGAUAGGCAGCUUUGGAGGCACAUCGCGUUGAUUCGUGAAGAGUCACGCGUAUAUGUGCCAGACACCUGGGGGCUAUGAUCCUACCUGUGGGCAUGUGACUUGGCUUCGGCCUCGUCGCAUUUCUUGGCUCUUUGAAUGCUCUUCUCGUAUGCGGUCCGCCGCUUCGAGGUCUGGAUGAUGGGUUUCUCUUGUCGCUGUGGGCUCUUUCUGACCGGCGAGUUUUUGGAUGAAGCCUCCUGUGUCCAGGUCACUGUCUCUUCAACGAGGGGUGUGACGACGGAUAUUUGAGCGUGGACCAAGACUCAACGGUCAUGACGGCUUGUGGGGUUCCGAGGGCUCUCAAGUGCAUCCUUGAAUAGCGGGGCGCUCUGUGAUAUAUACUGACUUCCUUGGGUGCAAAGGAGGCCACGAGGAGUAUAGCCAAGUGCUCCUGUGUCUGAUAAGAGUCUCUUAUGGGCUUGUGUUGCCAGUGGGAGGCGUUCUUCUCUGAUUUGCCGCUUGGGCUGAUUGAUACCACCAAAAGUUCUGAUCUCGGGUAAGUAACCGGCCUGCCUAGUAGUUACGACGAUUUCCAUAGCUUGACCUUGGCGUUCCCGGGGGCUGUAAUUUAUAAGAUCAAAAUCG